Messenger RNA from Anopheles cruzii, 2732 nucleotides. It is a transcript of the gene nxf2, whose product is annotated as nuclear RNA export factor 2. The record is from RefSeq and is a predicted model, not a curated record. Gene Ontology annotation, molecular function: protein binding; RNA binding. The transcript is spliced from 4 exons. Gene Ontology annotation, biological process: poly(A)+ mRNA export from nucleus. NCBI's taxonomy places the organism in Eukaryota, Metazoa, Arthropoda, Insecta, Diptera, Culicidae. Gene Ontology annotation, cellular component: nucleus. The coding region runs from base 1 to 2721 and encodes 906 amino acids.
AUGGAGGAACAACACGUUGAUAUAAAUUGCAUUAAACAGGAGCCUCUCGUCCCGGUGGCCGAAGAUUUCCUGAUAGGGGUGGCCGCUAUGAUCGACGAUUUGCGGCAAGAGGAGGAAAGAAACUUCAGUGAAGAAGAUCGCAAGCCGGUCAUAUUGCAAUCCGUUGAACAGGUACACGAUGAAAAUAGCUUCUACAAUGUGGACAGCAUGGCGAAACAAACGCUGCGCAUGAAAACGGGAGAGGACGAUAUUGUGAUCGAUCCGAAACAGGCUGACUCGCUGCACAACGAAGCCAAGCUGAAGUACGAUCCUGCGCUGCUGAAUCGCGUCGACGUGUGGCAUCAGGUGUUGGUUCACCAUGACGGUCAGUGCACGAAGGACAAGAUUCUGGAGGCAUUAUUCGCAAGCAUUCCACUGUUUGACUUCUUCCCCGUCGCUUACCGGCGACACGCCAAUACUGAUUUCUUCUUGGUGCGAAUGUGUGGCCAGGCGCUGGCGAAGCUCUUUAGCGAUAAGUUGCGGCUCAAAGUCGGCCAGCAUGAGCUGUGCUUGAGUGUGCGCUUUGGGGCGGCGAAGUUUCAAAGCGGCCAAAUAUUUCCCCGCACGACGAUUGACAGCGCAGUGCAGGAGCGGGCCGGAAAUGGCCAGCUGUACGGUGAGCUGAGCGUACUGAAUUUGGACAGCUUUGCUUGCCACCCGUCGUUGGAGGAGCUCGAAGUUUGGCUUGGCAACCGGGCGCAGCUUGAGAUGGUGUGCUCGGCCGUGGCCAACGCUUUGAACACCAUGAAGCGUAUCAACACGUUGAAGCUGUCCAACAAUAGAAUCUGUCACGUUACGCCGUUGGGCGCGCUGAAAGUGAAAGGGUUGCAGUUGGUCAGCCUGAACUUACGAGGUAAUCGCAUACGCCAUCCGAGCUCGCUACGCACCCUGAAGGAUAUUAAGCUGUUGGAGCUUUACGUCGAAGGCAACCCUCUAACAGAUGUUCCGGACUACCAGGAAAUUCUGUGUGGAUUUUUCCCUACUCUCGUCAAACUGGACAAAUUCGGCCCCUUUGCUGCAGUGCCAAGCGCAACGAUUACACGGCCAGAUUGCGAGGAGGAGGUGGAAACGACAUCAGCGGGAACGCUGAUAGACGACCACGCUACGAGUCCGAUGGAAUUUCAAAAGUUCAACAUGUCCCCCAACUGGCACCAGGUUACGGUGCAUCACGAGGGUGGGUGUGGGAAGCAGGAAAUUUUGGACGGUUUCGCCGAUCUGCUCACGAAGCACGACUUUUUCCCCUGCUACUACAAGACGUACUCAAAGCACGACGAGUUCCUGGUGCGCAAUUGUUUCGAUGCGCUGCACUUUCUCGUAACAAGAAAGUUACGGCUUCGGGUGAUGACGUCGGGCGUGGAGCUUAGGCUAACCUUCGCCAUGAAUGUGGCAGAAGUGACUGAAAAUCACGUAGAUCCGAUUAAGAAACUGGGAGAGUUCACCAACACGCGGUAUAGCCAAAACUGUUUGGAUCUGAACUCCCUGCAGAAGCAAUUCAACGGGAUCAAGUUCGUCGAUUUUAGCUCCAAAUGCCAGAGGGCGUUGGGACACAUUCUGAACUAUGCUGCCAGAAGGUUCGGUACCAAUUGUUUCAUUAUUCGUUUGCGGAACAACGCGUUACAGAACUGCGAUGCGUUGGGCAGUUUGGCUCGGUUUAACUGGCUCGUUUCGUUGGAUCUUCGGAACAAUUCGCUGGCUUCGUUCGCCGCCCUCGACAGAUUGCCGCGGAAUGGUUUGAAAGAUGUGUUUUUGGAUUUCAAUCCACUGUGCAACACCGUAACGUCCAGCGCCGAGUACAUCCGUCAGGUGAAGAUGUACUUUCCGCUGCUGGAGCGUCUCGACGGGCGUCAGUUGCUGGCUGGUGGCAACCAUACGUAUUGCCAGAACUUUAUCUGCUCGCAGGAGGCAUACAAGUUUGCGGACUCGUUUGUGCGACACUACUUUUCGCUACACGACUCAUUCCAGCGCAGCGAGCUCGAGAACCUGUACCAUCCAGAUGCACAGUUUUCCAUGACGUGCUUGUUCGAUAUUGACCACUCGGUGCCGCUUGAUUCGCACCAGCAGCGACAGGUGGCGUACAACAAUCACAGCCGUAACCUGGUGAAGAUAGACUUCGAUCGGGCCAUUGCUGCAUUGGUGGUAGGUAAUAAAUCUAUCGCCUUUGUGCUCAAUUCGUUUCCCGCAACCGAGUACGAUCUGAUGUCGUUUCGGAUCGAUGUGCCCAUUUUCACACCGGAACGGGUGCUGAUCAUCGUGCACGGCAAACUGAAGGAAGGUACUCAAUCACUGUACAUGGGAAGCGUCAGUUUGGGCUUUACGCGCACAUUCUACAUCCAACCGUACGGCACAGGGAAAGGACUGUUUGCCGAAGCAAUGGACUACAAGAUCUACAACGACCUAUUCCACAUGUACACUCUCACCGACGAAGGAUCGUCCUUUUUCUCUAAACGUGAAGAGGAGACAGCGAAGAAGGAUCCGCACGACGAGGAAGUUUGUUCUUCGGAAACGGAUGAUCGGGAAAAUGCGAUGAUCGUGUUCAAGGGAUUGACGCAGUUGAACCGUGAGUGGUGCGUCCGCUGCCUGGAAGAAUCGUCAUGGAAUCUGAAGGUGGCCCUGAACGUCUUUCUUAAACUGUACCAGGCGCGCCGCAUUCCGAAGCUCGCAUUCGUUGAACGUGCGGAAUAAUGGUUGCUAAU